UCAGCCAAUAGGAAUGUCCAUGGGCGUGGUAAUGCAUAGUUUGGUUGUGCUGGAGGUUUCUCAUCAACUUUUAGGCGAUCUUUGCAAAGCUAAUUUACGACACAUUUAAAACAUUUCUGUCCCGUUUUACUGGAAUGUCGUGCGUUUGUACUUUUCGGGAUUCACACCGGGAUUUGUUUCGUUAUUGCCAUCCAACCAGCCAGGACACGGAGUGACGAGCAGACUCCAUUUUCGUUUGCAGCUGAUCGGCGGAGAGCUAGCUACUUUAUGUUGCUAGGCUAACUUUCGCUUCCAGGCGUUAACUUGUCUACCUGGCGGUACUUUCGUCUACUACAAAAAGACUCCCAGCAUGCUGAUGGUGGGAGGCAAUGGACGGCUGCACUAGAAUGAGUGUGAAGGAGUUGUGUGAGACCGAUGACCUGGCCACCAGUUUGGUGCUGGACCCUCUUCUGGGCUUCAGCACCCAUAAAAUGAACAUCAGCCCGGCACCAGAGAUCAGACGUUGGGGUGUUCUCAAGGAGACGCUGCUGCGGUUUCAGCGAACGCACGACUUCAACGCCACGUUUGAGGCGCUGACUGUUGGCGAACUCGCUGGCGACUACUUCAACGCUCUGGGGAGCCACCGGCAGGAGCUGCUGAGACAACAUGUGUAUCGCUACCUCAACGCCUUCCUGCUGGACAGUGGGAUCAAGAUAGAGUCGUGUGACAGAUACUCAUCGGAGACCAACGGAGCGAAGAUAACGGCCUCCAGGCAUUGGUUCGUUGGAGAGCGCGUGGAGGUCCUACUGGGCUGCAUAGCGGAGCUGAACCCCGCGGACAGCGCCGUGCUGAGGGCAGGGGUCAACGACUUCAGCGUCAUGUACUCCACACGUAAACGCUGCGCUCAGCUGUGGCUCGGGCCCGCAGCUUUCAUCAACCAUGACUGCAAACCGAACUGCAAGUUUCUCCCCGGUGAGAAGAACAUCGCCUGCGUGGAAGUGAUCCGACCCAUCUCGCCUGGGGAGGAAAUCACCUGUUACUAUGGCGCCAGCUUCUUCGGCGAAGGCAACGAAAUGUGCGAAUGCUGCACCUGCGAGAGGAACGGAGAGGGCCACUUCAGGCACCGAGGGAAGCAGCCGGACAGCGAGGAGGCGAAGGAGGCCGUGGGCCAGAAGUACCGGCUCAGGGAGCGAUACCUGCGCCACCACAGGGAGAGAGGACACCUGACCGCCAGGCCCAGCGCCCCGGGAAUCCACGCCGGGAUCUUCACAGCGAUCCCCUCCAGGAACUCCUUCACCCAGCAGAUGAGGAGAAACGCUCUGAAGAACAAGAAGCUGAACGACACCAAGAGGUGGAGGCGUGAGAAGCAGAGGCGGUCGGGGAAUUACCUGCUGAAACGCUGCCGGACUGUUCCGCUGCCGUCCCAGGUCACUCUGAAGGACCUGCGCAUCAGAGUGCGGCGCCACUCGGUGGAUUUCCUGCUGCACUGCAAGGAUCCCAAAAGCAAAGAGAGGGCCUUGCUGCAGGAACUAGAGGAGGUGAAGCCAAGAAAAGCGACUGUGGAGGAAAACCCGAAGUCUUUGACUUUGAAUUCCUCCGUGCCGGUCAAUCUGAGAAGCAGAUCCGCCGUAAAUAGCGUGGCUUUGAACAUGAACAUCUGCUCAAGAACCAAAAGCAUGGUUCAUAAAACACAGGAGACAAAGGCGGGGUCCAGUAGCACAAACACGGCUAACACUACUACAGUUUGUCCGCCUGUUGAAAGGGACAAAACCUGCAGCGCAAUAAAGCAGGAGAGCACGAAAAAAGCAAUCACUGAAAGUCAAAGCAGCAACGUUGAAUCCAGGAUCGCCGCUAAGACUCUGGCCGUGUUGGAGAAGGCUGUUGACAAUCCACUAAUCACCCUGAAGCAAUACGUUACCGUCAACCUUACCAGGCUAUCAAUCCCGCAACCCGCAGAGGCCGGAAAAACACAAGAGGAGGAGGAGAAAUGUGGUGUUUUAGGGAGAGGAAGGAGCCAACCGCCCCCCAAACCUGGGAACCUGCCAAGAAAACAGGUUUUCAGGUCAGACGUCUGCACAGCUACGAGCAAACGAGGAGGGAAGGAAACGCUCCUCAAGGCCACAGAUGGAACAGAUGCUCACAAAGUAGUCGCCGGGAAUCCAUCUGGCUGCAAGAAGAAGGGGGCUGACAGAGUUGUGGAAAUAAAAACGGUGCAAACGGAGCUCAAGGAGGAAAAGAGAGACCCUAAGUCAACUGAAGCUGAAAACAUGGGGAAGUCAAAAGCAGGGAGUAAUAUCCAGAGUGUUAAAAAUGCAGAGAAAGUGGAAGUUAAAGUGUCAGGACAGACGAAGAGAUGCUUGAAUGAGCGUCCUGAAGAUGUGGUGAUAAAACAGGCAAAGGUUUUGCUGUCGGACAUCUUAAGGAAAGAUCAAUCUUUUUUAGAUCAGAGGCUGCAGGGAGACAUAAACAGAGGAAGUUGCAAUCGUUCAGUUAAGGGGCGGUUUAUGAAAAAACGAAGUGUGCGGAAAACUAAAUUAGACGAAUCACAAAAUGGGAUGGGAACCCCAAACGACGAGCGAUUGGUUUCUGUUUGCACAGACUCUGGUGUGAAAAGUACACAUGUCCAGUCCGAACCGAAACGCAGUGAACUGCCAGCCUCCUCCUCCAUCAACUCACUACCUCACAGGUCGGCCGUUUCUACGAAGGCUCAGCCGCGCCCAGACGCCAACCCGCAGUCCAACAUACCUCUGAAGAAACGGACAUUUCGGAGCUCAGUGGAGAUCGACUCGCAGCGAGGUCCGACUUCCGCCUCCGAUCGUGUUCAGAAAAACACGGCCGUGGUGACGUCACCUCCAGCCCCACAACAGAACACGUCCCUUACCUCUGGAGAAGCCAAGAAAGAUAAUAAAUCAGCUCCAAGGCGGAUCCAAAAACAACCGGUAGUUACCAGAGUGCUUCGCUCCAGACCUAACGGAUCUCCACGAGGCCACCUGCUGAGGAAAGUCCGGCAAUGCAAACAAGAAAAUCAGGAGGAGGAUAUUUGUGAAUAUAUGAGGGAUAAUCCUGCAACUGUCACACGUAGUUCCCAAAAAAACUUCCAGAAUAACAUGGAAAUAUCGUCCCCUGAAGAAAACAGUUCAGAGGAAACAAAAGCCGGCUUUGAUUUCAAGAUACGCCUCAAGCGGAGAAGAGGGAAAGUGUGGGAUGUUCAGGGCGACAGCUUGGUGUUGAAAACGGAAAAGCAUGACGACUCGAUGGCGUGCGAUCCUUUCAAAGCAAUCAUGGAUUCUGUGUCCAUCUUAAACCGAGAGAUGGAGGCCCACGUUCAAGCGAGUCAGAAGUCGAAGAGCAGACUGCAUCGAUUGAGACGAAGAAACGACAAAAACAACAAAAAACAAAUUACUGACGUCCAGAUGGAUGGAGUUAGUGAAACUAAAGUCGGACGAAGCGAAUCUGUUGACGAAAAAAGUGAAAUUACAGCCAAGUUGGAAAGCCAGCCCCUGUUGAGCCUGAACGGAACCAGUGAGAUGCUUCCAGAAACUAAAGUGGAGGAUCGUCUUUUAAAAAGCUGCUGCCUGUUUGAGAGCGCGUCGCAACAAAAGCUGGAGCCAGAACUGGGCUCAAACGGCCUUCAGUUGCCGGUUCUGAAACUGCGGAGGAAGGUGGAGGAUAUCUGGGAGGUGGACAGCAAAAAGGGGCUUUUACUGCCCGACCUAAGGGCUGAGGUUAACGUCAAGAGAGAGGUCAAGAGUCACGCCUUAGGGAGGCAGAAGAAAGAGGAGACUUGUCUGAGACUCAACAGCAAUCUCAUGUCUCUAAAAACAGAACCGCCCCCGUUUUCCCUCUCUCUUUCACCGUUGUCGCUGUCAUCACCUCUUAACGAGGGCAAAACCGAAGCUGCACACUCAACCGGAGACAGAAUCAUAGAAAAGUUGGAGACGUACAUGGGGGGAAGGAAACCGAGGCUCAAAGUUGACAAACAGCGCAAGAGUGUGCCCAUGGAGAUGCCCACCCCUUGUCUGAGUCACACACUCCAGCAGAUUGACAACAGCCUCUCCAGGCUCUCCGAAGGCCUGUGUUCUUCUCAGACCCUGGAGAAGCCCACGGCAGCUUGCGCCUCCGGUUCUGUGAUCCAGACCCCGUCCCAGUCCCCCCCGUUUGUGGCCGCUGACAAUAUGCUGUCUGCCGAACCCAGCUUCACCAACUGCUGCGAAGACAUCCUGGACUUCCAGUGCCUCGGUUUUGAUGGAUACGACCAGCCGCAGAACAUUCUCCCAUCCUCCCCGUCAGAUCUGUGCUCCCUGGACCCACCCACCGACCCAUUUAGCAGUCCUCUCUCCCACAGCCCGACCGACACCUGGGACACCGAAACACCCUACCUGGGCCCGCCAAGUCCAGGGAAUAACUUCACCAGUGAGGAUCUGCAGUUUUACCCGGGCUUGGUUGCUUCCAAAAGUGACUCUGGGAGUGUUCAGAACUGUGAAGCCAAGGGCAUCUCCAAAGACGGACCCAACUCUGGUUUUGGGUUUUCAGCUUCAGUAAAUUCAUACGUUGUGAGCAAGGAACGUAUUAUGAGCAAAAAUCUGGGAGCAAGGCUCUCCAAAGACGACCCCAAAACUCAACCAUCUUUGUCCGUCGCCAGCAAGCCUCGUCUUUUCACCGGAAAUCCCGUCGUUUUAAGCCAGCCUUCCAUCAACUUCAAGGCCACCACCAGCCAAUCAAAAACGCAGCUCAACCUCAAAACCCAAGGCCCGUUCCAUCGCAUGACCAUUCCAAGUAAAUCCCAGUCAUUCCCAAGUAACCAGCCAACUGUGGUCAGAGGAACGCCGGCUCAAGUGUCCAACAGAUUCCUUUCCCCUUCAGUCCUCUCAACAAAGAAUCCCAACUCUUCUGAAAGUCCAUUCAGCUACCAGGAGAAGCCAUCUACAGUAAUCCACAGGGUUCUGAAGUACCAGGGUGGUAGCCAGACGCAGAACCUGUACAGCGCGCCGUGCGAGGACACUGUUGCUGCUAGUGGCGGCGGACGGAUCUCUGCCAAACAGAGCCAGAAAUUUGUUCCUAAUGUGUCUCAAAAAAGCAACGUAUCUUUCCACGGGUUCGGAAAGGACGUCGCCCAUCUCAGUUCCUCCAGCAACCUCGCCAGUUCCAACCUUCACUUCAGCAGGCCCAGUUCCUCCGUUUCACAGUCGUUCAGUAAAAACAAGAUGGCCUCAGACAAACAGGAAGCGGCUGAAACUAACAUGGUGUACAAAAACUUUUCCGAGAUGCCGAGGCCCUUCUUCUUUCCUAGCAAAGCAUCCGACUGCUACUCUUCCCAGCAAGACAAGAAGCUGGAUAAAACCGAUAGACACCAGCCAUGUUACACACAGCAGGAUGCUUAUGACUUUAGCUAUUCCUCUCUCUCGCCCAUCUCUCAGCACAGCAGCCCUCAACUAGUCCACAGCACACCUCCAAAUACACCAGCACCCAAACCCCAGUCCACCGCCUCCUUCCCUUACGGCUACCAAGGUCCUCCCUAUGUGCUGAACUUCAGCGGCGACCACUCACUCACUCUAGGCCUGAGGGACGGUUCUGAUGGCUACCCGGGCCUGGGCGCUACAAACUACACCUACCACUGCCUGAUGGAGCCCUCGGGCACUCAAGGACGGUUAGUCCUUGAACCUUGCGGACCCCAACUGUCCAACCCGUCCUCGUUGGGCGGGUUCGCUGGCCUCAGAAGUCAGGAUGAACACUGCCGGAAGGACAUGCAGCAGCAGUGCCAGGCAGGGGAAAACCAAGGUGCUUCACACUACGGUGGGGUUCCUACGUCACACCCAAUGGGCACCACAAAACCCAAACGGGUGCGGCUGGUGGUGACGGACGGUACGGUGGACUUAGAUUUGCAGUACUCAGACUGAAAGUGACUGGAUCUCUUGAAACCUUUUAGAUGUUGGUUGUUUUUCUGAACGUUUCUGUUCAUAAUCUGCUUUUCUAAUGAAUUAUCUUGAUGUAGAAAUGACUCAUGCAGGGUUUGAAAUGGCAGAAAUAUCCACUACGGUUUGUUCAGAAUACCACAUUUUAAAGCAUUACCUUUGAACCUGCAGGUCAAGUGGAAUUCUUUGCAAAAAGUUAUUCAAAUGUCUUAAAGUUUUUCACGUUUCUUCACUUUAAAACCACACAAAAGAAUUUUCUUAAAAAAUGACUGACUCAGUUGGAUUUAAGUCUAUACUUUGAUUAGGCCAUUCAAAUAUAUGAAUUGAAUGAACUCUGUGUCCCUGUGGGUAAAAAAGGCAUCCCCACAGCAUGAUGUUGCCACCACCAUGUUGUAAAGUGGGCCAAAGUGUGUAGGCCAAAAUGUUUACUCGUCUUCCCACAUUUUAAAAAAAUUAUUUUUAAAGGCCAGAUUUGUAGAGUUUUCAAUUAAGCGUUGGCAGACUUUAUCACCUUACUUUGACUAGGCCCUUCUAGAAUAAUGUGCUUUGAUAGUAGCUGGUUUUUUUAAAAUCCUUUUGCAGCUUCUAAUAAGUUAGUAGAAACAUAUCCCCACAGCAUGACGCUGUCACCACCAUGUUUUAAAGUGUUUUCUUGUGUGUUGGCCAAAAUUUUCUUUUUUUUGCAUCUUUUACAAACCAGAUUUGUAGAGUGUUCCAUUAAGCGUUGUCCUGAUGUCCAACUUUACUUUGACUAGGCUGUACUAACGCAUAAUUGUGCUUUAAUUGUAGUUUUUGUCAUAUGUUUAGCCUCACCUCUACCCCACAGCUAUUUCAUCGUCUAAUACGUUUGUAGAAAUGUAUCCCCACAGCAUGAUGCUGCCACCGCUAUGUUUCAUGGUGUUAGUGUUAAUUUUCUGCCAUUAAGUCUAAAUCAUUUCACGUAGAACAUGAAAUAUUACAGAAACAUGCAUCAGUAUUAUAUCAAAUUUGAAGUUUGUGGUUGUAAAAUGACUAAAUGUGAGAAACUCAAAGGGGUUUGAAGACUUUUUGCGAACCACUGCACAGAUUGAAGCCCUUCUUACCGUACUGUAACAUAGAUGUAUGAAUUUUUCUAUCCCAUGAAUGGUAGUAGAGCCAGAAUCCACCUGAACUGUUUGCUGGUGGAGCUUAAGGAGGCAGUUUGGUGCCUCGCUCUUUGAUAUUCUCGCGACGUUUUCAAGCACCCGUAGAAAAAUUUUUUUGUUUUUAGAAUUUUUUUAAUACCCACAUUAAGCUCUCGUCUCACUUCUACGUGUAAACUCCUGAGUUGUGUGCAUGUGUCGGAUGCGGCUGGAGGUGUGUUUGCAUGAUGGGUGCAGUGAAAGACUUCCUCUACGAAUCCAGGACCAUUUCCGUUUUCCUCCAUGUUGUUGCAUCAGCAGUGUGACAAUCCUCUCAUCUGAGUUGGUAAUUUCUAAUCCCUCAGAAGGAUUAUUUUACAAUGUUACCAUGUUUAUACUGCUUGCUGAUGAAGCUACUCAUUUACAGAUGUUUUUCAAUUUUAUUUUAUUUUAUUUUGGUUGAGAUUGAGAACGUUUUGUGCUGGAAGUUGAAUCGGUUUGACUUCGUGCGGUGGGAGCGUUCUCGUGGUUACCGUGACGAUGUACUGUCUUGUUAUGACAAAGAAAAGAAAAAAAGGCCAAUUAUUUAUUUUAAUAUCCUCACUUCCGGAAAAGGUGCUUUUGAUGUAAUUUAUAUUUCACGUUGAUUGUUCAAACUAUUAAAUGUGUGGGUUUUUUUUUUUAAAUAUUAUUAUUAUUGUUAUUUAAUGGGACAUGAUGAUAUUUACAUGAUGUAUUUAAUUUUGAAGACCAGUUUUUCUUAACUGUUGCAGAUGAAACUAGCUUGUUUUUUUCUAAUUGGCUGUUAGUCCUACUGGAAGUCUGUUGUAGAAAUGUACAAAUGUAGCCUAUAUCA
This is a messenger RNA of Gambusia affinis (western mosquitofish), 7847 nucleotides long. It is a transcript of the gene kmt5c, whose product is annotated as lysine methyltransferase 5C. The coding region runs from base 369 to 5876 and encodes 1835 amino acids. The transcript is spliced from 9 exons. The record is from RefSeq and is a predicted model, not a curated record. Gene Ontology annotation, cellular component: nucleus. Gene Ontology annotation, molecular function: histone H4K20 methyltransferase activity; protein binding. NCBI's taxonomy places the organism in Eukaryota, Metazoa, Chordata, Actinopteri, Cyprinodontiformes, Poeciliidae.